AUGCAGCCCAUUGAGGCCGUGCUCUUCGGAAUAUCAACACUCCUCGUGCUCGCUCGAUUAGCCCUUCGAACCAUCCGACAACACCAGAGUCUCACCGUGAGCGAUUGGUUUCUCGUCGUCUCUCUUCUCGAUGCCGCUGCGUUAUUUGGGACCGACACGGCUGCGUACAACUUGGGAGGAAUGGAUGAAUAUGAUCCGAGUGCACCGCCGCGGAGUAUUGAGGACCAGAUCACGUUGAUGAAGGUGUCGUUUGCGGGAAACUAUUUCUACGAUACGGGAGUUUACUUUCCGAAGCUGGCGUUGCUGGCGCUUUACUUUAAGCUUAUUCCUCAGACGUUACCGCUGCUACGCAAGUUUCUUUAUGGAGUUACUGCUUUGACGGGGUCAUUUAUGCUUACGACUUGUUUUCUGGAUACGUUUUGGUGCGGCGCCAACGUAUCUGUCAAUUGGGAGCUUGAUGGAGAGUGCAGCACGUUUGACUCGAAGACUGUCUUCCGAAUUGAUUGGGCUAUGAAUCUCAUCUCUGACAUGCUUGUAUUUGCACUGCCUUUUCCGCUUCUUUUUGGUCUACAGCUUAGUAGACGUUACAAAGCAGGUCUCGUCGCAAUCUUUGCUUCUGGACUCAUCACAUUGGGAGCAAGCAUUGGAAGAUUUGCGACCGUCGAGGCAAUUCACGCCUGGACCAACGUCUACGUCCUGUCAAUGACAGAGAUCGCUGCCGCAAUAGUCGUCGUAUCUCUCCCCGCCCUCAAAUCCCUCCUCCACGGCCUCGGCCUGCGCUCCUCCAAGCAAAACACCACGCAGACAGGCUCUGGCUACAAUAAGCACUCAGGUACAGUGACAGCCUCAAGUCACUUCAACAAGCUGUCCAGCGGCCGUGACCACCACAGAGAACAGUACGCCUCCACGGCUCGCGUGGCGGCGGGCGCCGAAGAAGACUCCGGCAGUGAAGUGGAGCUGACCAACCUUCAAGGUAUCUACAAGUCGGCCCGCAUAAGUGUGACCUACCAGCGAAGAGAAGACGGUGACUGGCAGGGUAAUUCGGGACGGGGGUGA
Fusarium subglutinans is the source of this 1056-nucleotide messenger RNA. Its product is annotated as archaeal flagellin n-terminal. Bases 1 to 1056 code for a protein of 351 amino acids. The record is from RefSeq and is a predicted model, not a curated record. NCBI's taxonomy places the organism in Eukaryota, Fungi, Ascomycota, Sordariomycetes, Hypocreales, Nectriaceae. The transcript is spliced from 3 exons.